This is a messenger RNA of Naegleria fowleri, 2397 nucleotides long. RefSeq lists its product as uncharacterized. Gene Ontology annotation, molecular function: protein kinase activity; ATP binding. Gene Ontology annotation, biological process: protein phosphorylation. The record is from RefSeq and is a predicted model, not a curated record. Bases 1 to 2397 code for a protein of 798 amino acids. The transcript is spliced from 6 exons. NCBI's taxonomy places the organism in Eukaryota, Heterolobosea, Eutetramitea, Acrasida, Naegleriidae.
AUGCUGGAAACAACAACAACAACAACAACAAAUACAACCAUGAAAACGAUCGUGAUGGGUGAUGAGAAGAAUUUCAACAUUGCAUUCACAUUACCCGUAAAGACCUACACACGGGUCAAGUUAUUAGGAAGUGGUGGACAAGGAAAUGUGACUUUGGUGAAAAUUGAAAAACGAAAGAAGAAGAAAUCAUCAAAAUUGUAUCAUCAUCAACACCACCACUCCAUCGAUGAAUGUGUUCCGAAUUGUACACCAACAACUACAUCAGCAACAUCGACCACUGGUUCAUCAUCCACCACUACAACCACUGAUUCAUCAUCUUCAUCACCAUCGAAUCACUCUCAAGAACAUGUUAUUCAUCAACAAUCAUCACCACCACACGAAGAAGAAGAAAUGGUGAUCAUUGAAAAAUUUCGAGCUCUCAAGAGAAUAUUUUGUGUAGGAUUGGAUCAAUUAAAUUUAGCUCUUCGAGAAGCACAAUCGGUAUUACAAAUUGGUUCUCAUCCAAAUAUUGUGAAAUGUUAUAAUUUUUUCAUUGAACGAUCGGAACAUGUCACAAAUAGAGGAUUGGAAAAUAUUACAACCAUUGAAAAUGAAUGUGUUUGUAUCAUGUAUGAAUAUUGUGAAAAAGGAUCUCUUGCAGAUGUCAUUCGGUCUAAAAGAACUUGUAACAAAAUAAUACCUUGGAAUACUGUACUCGAUUUUUUCAAACAAAUUUUAAGGGGAAUUCAAUUUAUUCAUCAAAAUAAUAUUUGUCAUCGAGAUAUGAAACCUGCAAAUGUCUUUCUGAGUUCAUUGACAACAUCAAAGGAUCAUUCCUGGGUGUUAAAAAUUGGAGACUUUGGUUUUGCAAAAGCAGUGACAGAAACCUCACAAAGUAUGGACACUGUGUUAGGGACACAAUCUUUUGUUGCACCAGAAAUUAGACAAUUUCAUCCUUAUACAAAAGCUGUGGAUAUUUGGGGACUUGGGUGUAUUCUUCUAGAAAUGCUUCUUCCAAAAACUUUUGAUUACUCUUACGAAUGGGCUUUUAAUUCUGGAAAAACCAUUUUGGAUCUCAUCAAGAAACGCUAUCAAGAGCAAGAAAUUAUUGAACUCGUUCAUUUCAUUAUGAAAAUGGAUCCAAAUGAAAGACCUAAUGCCUCUCAAGUUUUGAAUUAUUUGAAAAGUUCAGUUGUGGUUGAAAAUGAAUUGAAUGAACAGGAAACAAUGAUCAAGGAUGACUUUUUUGACAGAAAUCUGAAGGAUCAAGAAAUUCUUUUUCUCAAGUCACAAAUACAAUCCUUGAAAGGACGAAUUCAUGAAUUACAACAUCAAGUGGAACAACAGGAAGAAGAAAUAUUUUACCUAAAUCAUCCAGAACAUCUUCCAAAUCGAUCCAAUAAUCUCGUUAAUCCUUCAAUACCUGUCAUUUCCUCAUCUUCAAACUCGUCUUCAUCAAACUCCAACAAUAUGAAAACCCUCAUGGUGAUGGAAAAUACUUUACGGAACUUUUUGAGUACCAAAACAUCCAAUGUUGAAAAUCCUCUCAAAAUAAUUCCUUUUAAAGAUUUCAAACUCGAUCCUUCUAUACCAACUGUCAAAGGUUCAUUAUUUGUCAUUUCAUUUGGUACUAUUAAAUCGAAAGACAUUAAUAAUGGAGAGGAAACAAAAGUUGCUUUAAAAACACUCUUAACUCGUUACAAGACAGAUUUCGAUCAAGUUGUGAAACUUUUAGGAUUGGAAUUUCAUUCAAAAAUUUCACAUCCAGCCAUUGAGAAGAUCUAUGGAUUGACUAAAAAUGGAAAAGAAUAUUGUAUUCUUGGAGAGCCAUGCACGGGUGGAAAUUUGAGACAGGUAUUAUUGAACCGAAAUAUUAGAAUUAGUUUUUCGAUGAAAGUUGAUUAUUGUUAUCAUAUUUCAAGUGCAUUACUCUAUUUGUAUGAACAGAAUCGUUCUAUUGGAGCUCUUUCACUUUAUCAUAUUGCUCUCACUGAAAAUUUAACACUUCCAAAAAUUACCACAUGGCACACCUGUUCCGAAUUGUUCAAUGACAAACGUGUGGGUGCCAUGAAAUCACUACUCAAACAAUUAGGAGGAAUUUGUUGGUGCAUUUUAAUACGUGAAAAUUCAGAGAUCAUUCGAAACUUUUUCAAGAGUGAUCAAUUUUGUCCCAACUCGGAACAAGUCAUUCUCACCUAUUUAUCCUCACCAACAACACCAACCUCUCAACAAAUGGUUUGGAUUCAUGAAUAUAUUGAAAUUGUCAAUACAUGCUUUUCUCUUGUCAAUAAGAUGAAUAAGGAAGAUGCUUCAGAUCAUGAACUCUUGAAUGGAAUGUUUAGAAAAAUAGUGUUUCGAUGGGGAAAGUUGAGAGAAACGAUGAUGAGUGUGGUGGAUAAUACGACGAAUGGUUUUUAA